Messenger RNA from Ailuropoda melanoleuca (giant panda), 2238 nucleotides. RefSeq names its product G protein pathway suppressor 1 (gene GPS1). The transcript has 13 exons. The record is from RefSeq and is a predicted model, not a curated record. The coding region runs from base 231 to 1889 and encodes 552 amino acids. Gene Ontology annotation, cellular component: COP9 signalosome. NCBI's taxonomy places the organism in Eukaryota, Metazoa, Chordata, Mammalia, Carnivora, Ursidae.
AGCGAGCGAGCGAGCGCGGGAGGGGGGCGCACCCCCGCCCGCCGGGCCGGGCCAGCCAGCGCAGGACGGGCGCCCCAGGAGACUCCUUCCCGCCGCCGCCUGCCGGGCGCUGCUUGCGGCUCGGAGGAAGCUGCGUCAGGACGGUGGCUGGGGGCGUGAAGGGCCUGUCGGGGGUCCCUGGGCAGGGAGCCCCCGCUGCCUGCUCUCCGCUCCAGAGGCCGGCGGUGGAGAUGGCGCCAGGGCUGUCGGCUCAGCACCCGCUGGGCUUGCGAGGGGCGGCGUUGGACGCGGGCCGGGAGCGGGGAGGGGCAGGGACGCAGGCGCUCCCGGACAGGAUCGCGCCGGGGACGUGGCACCGCGGGCAGAGCCCGACUCAGGGCGCGGUGAGGGUUUCUCGCCCUUCCUGGGCAGUCCGGUUCGAGUGCCAAGGUGGCUGCGUGUUGCAGGGGGCCGUGGAGCCCAUGCAGAUCGAUGUGGACCCCCAGGAAGACCCGCAGAACGCACCCGAUGUCAACUACGUGGUGGAGAACCCCACCCUGGACCUGGAGCAGUAUGCGGCCAGCUACAGCGGGCUAAUGCGCAUCGAACGACUGCAGUUCAUUGCUGACCACUGCCCCCCGCUGCGGGUGGAGGCCCUGAAGAUGGCCCUCUCCUUUGUGCAGAGGACAUUCAAUGUGGACAUGUACGAAGAGAUCCACCGCAAGCUCUCGGAGGCCACCAGGUACUCCCUCAGGGAGCUGCAGAAUGCUCCGGACACCAUCCCCGAGAGCGGCGUGGAGCCGCCGCCCCUUGACACGGCCUGGGUGGAGGCUACGCGGAAGAAGGCCUUGCUGAAGCUGGAGAAGCUGGACACGGACCUAAAGAACUACAAGGGCAACUCCAUCAAGGAGAGUAUCAGGCGCGGCCACGAUGACCUGGGUGACCACUAUCUGGACUGUGGGGACCUGAGCAACGCCCUGAAGUGUUACUCCCGGGCCCGGGACUAUUGCACCAGCGCCAAGCACGUCAUCAACAUGUGCCUCAACGUCAUCAAGGUCAGCGUCUACUUGCAGAACUGGUCUCACGUGCUGAGUUACGUCAGCAAGGCCGAGUCCACGCCGGAGAUUGCCGAGCAGCGUGGGGAGCGGGACAGCCAGACGCAGGCGACCGUCACCAAGCUCAAGUGCGCUGCAGGCCUGGCCGAGUUGGCCGCACGCAAGUAUAAGCAGGCUGCCAAGUGCUUCUUGCUGGCUUCAUUCGAUCACUGUGAUUUCCCCGAGCUGCUGUCUCCCAGCAACGUGGCCGUCUAUGGUGGCCUGUGUGCCUUGGCCACUUUCGACCGCCAGGAGCUGCAGCGCAACGUCAUCUCCAGCAGCUCCUUCAAGCUGUUCUUGGAGCUGGAGCCGCAGGUUCGCGACAUCAUCUUCAAGUUCUAUGAGUCCAAGUACGCCUCGUGCCUCAAGAUGCUGGAUGAGAUGAAGGACAACCUGCUCUUGGACAUGUACCUGGCCCCCCACGUCAGGACCCUGUACACCCAGAUCCGCAACCGCGCCCUCAUCCAGUACUUCAGCCCCUACGUGUCGGCUGACAUGCACAAGAUGGCCGCAGCCUUCAACACCACCGUGGCGGCCCUGGAGGACGAGCUGACGCAGCUCAUCCUCGAAGGGCUCAUCAACGCCCGCAUCGACUCCCACAGCAAGAUCCUGUACGCCAGGGACGUGGAUCAACGCAGCACCACCUUUGAGAAGUCGCUGCUGAUGGGGAAGGAGUUCCAGAGACGUGCCAAGGCGAUGAUCCUGCGGGCGGCCGUGCUGCGUAACCAGAUUCACGUCAAGUCCCCUCCCCGAGAAGGGAGCCAGGGGGAGCUGACGCCGGCCAACAGCCAGUCCCGAAUGAGCACCAACAUGUGAGGGUGCCCUGCGUGCCCCCACCCCUCGGACUUGGACACGCAGGCUCCCGUGGCUCGUGUGGCACUUCUUCUGGAGGUUACCCCCGCCCCCGUGAAGGGCCCCCCGCCGGGGUGUCCACGUCCAGCUUCUUGUGACCCCUCCACCCUGUUGUGCCCUGUCGGGGGGGCCCUGGCGAAGUGGGCUGUUGCUCAAGGCCCUUCCUGGAAGGCGAGACCGCAGGGCUCACAUGUGCGGCGCCCAGCCCCCCCCCCCACGCACCCUGGCAGCACUGCCUCCCAACUUUCCUGUUCCUGUGUCACUUGGGGUUGCAGACAAGUUCGAUCUCAGUCCAUUAAAAGGCAGCCUGAAA